This is a messenger RNA of Numida meleagris (helmeted guineafowl), 2205 nucleotides long. It is a transcript of the gene PACSIN1, whose product is annotated as protein kinase C and casein kinase substrate in neurons 1. Gene Ontology annotation, cellular component: cytoplasm; endosome; plasma membrane. Bases 403 to 1740 code for a protein of 445 amino acids. The record is from RefSeq and is a predicted model, not a curated record. The transcript has 11 exons. Gene Ontology annotation, molecular function: protein binding; phospholipid binding. NCBI's taxonomy places the organism in Eukaryota, Metazoa, Chordata, Aves, Galliformes, Numididae. Gene Ontology annotation, biological process: regulation of endocytosis; neuron projection morphogenesis; neuron development.
GGCGAUUGGCUGGCUAAAAAUGCCUCUGUAAUCUCCAUGCUGAUCUUUACCCCCUCCUCCCCAUCUGCCGUGACCUUCCUCCCAAUGUGCAGAGCCAGCUCGAGCGAGACGGAGCCUUUGGGUUCCCUGCCAGCACCCCGGCCGCCCCCGCUGCCGCCCAGCCUCCGCACCCCAGCGGCCUCCCCGCGCCCUCCCAUGGGCCCUGCAGCCAUUCGCCCAAGAUCAGGACGGAUUAGGCUGGAAUAUCAGGACGAGAAUUUCUCCGGGCUGUGCUCCCCCCACUCCACGGCCCCCCCGAGGAUGCGCAGCAGCCAGGCCAGGGCCCCCCCUGGUGCAUGAGGCUGCUGCUUGCCCGAGAGCCACCGAGCGCCCGCACUGACGGCCGAGGCCGUGCCAGGAGCCAUGUCGGGUUCCUACGACGAAUCGGCAGCAGCCACAGAGGAGACGACCGACAGCUUCUGGGAGGUGGGGAACUACAAGCGCACGGUGAAGCGGAUUGAUGACGGGCACCGGCUCUGCAAUGACCUCAUGAACUGUGUGCAUGAGAGGGCCAAGAUUGAGAAGUCCUAUGCCCAGCAGCUCACUGACUGGUCCAAGCGGUGGAGGCAGCUCAUUGAGAAAGGCCCCCAGUACGGCAGCCUGGAGAGGGCAUGGGGUGCCAUCAUGACAGAGGCGGACAAGGUGAGCGAGCUGCAUCAGGAGGUGAAGAACAGCCUGCUGAACGAUGACUUUGAGAAGGUGAAGAACUGGCAGAAGGACGCCUACCACAAGCAGAUCAUGGGGGGCUUCAAGGAGGCCAAGGAGGCUGAGGAUGGCUUCCGGAAAGCGCAGAAGCCCUGGGCCAAGAAGCUCAAGGAGCUGGAGACAGCCAAGAAAGCCUACCACCUGGCCUGCAAGGAGGAGAAGCUGGCAAUGACCCGGGAAGCCAACAGCAAAGCAGACCAGUCCAACACCCCUGAGCAGCAGAAGAAACUCCAGGACAAAGUGGAAAAGUGCAAGCAGGAUGUGCAAAAGACUCAGGAGAAGUACGAGAAGGUUCUGGAUGAGCUGAACAAGUGCACCCCACAGUACAUGGAGAGCAUGGAGCAGGUCUUUGAGCAGUGCCAGCAGUUUGAGGAGAAGAGGCUCAACUUCCUCAAGGAGGUGCUCCUGGACAUCAAGAGGCACCUGAACCUGGCUGAGAGCAGCAGCUAUGCCAACGUCUACCGGGAGCUGGAGCAGACCAUCCGCCUCUCGGAUGCGCAGGAGGAUCUCCGGUGGUUCCGCAGCACCAGUGGCCCUGGCAUGCCCAUGAACUGGCCCCAGUUUGAGGAGUGGAACCCGGACCUGACGCACACGAUAACGCGCAAGGAGAAAAUGAAGAAGGGCGAAGGGGUGACCCUGACCAAUGCCAGCAGCACGGGCGAGAGUGGGGCAUCAGCAGGCGAGCGCGGGAGCGUCAGCAGCCACGACCGUGGGCAGACCUACAGUGCAGAGUGGUCCGACGAUGAGGGCAGCAACUCCUUCAACGCCAGCGAGGCCAACGGUGGCACCAACCCCUUCGACGAGGACUCGGUGGGGAAAGGCGUGCGGGUGCGGGCGCUGUACGACUACGACGGGCAGGAGCAGGAUGAGCUCAGCUUCAAAGCAGGGGACGAGCUAACCAAGCUGGGUGAAGAAGACGAGCAGGGGUGGUGCAAAGGGCGCUUGGACAACGGGCAGCUGGGGCUCUACCCCGCCAACUACGUGGAGGCUAUCUAAGUCUUGUGGUGUGCUCCUCGUCGCCGUCCGCAGAUCAACCCCCCCCCCGUUGUCUCCAUUCUCCACCAGCCAGCCGCCAUCGCGCCGUCUGCUCCGUCACUCCCCCCCUGUUAGAGAUUCAGACAUAUUUUCCGACCAAGCUUUUAUUUUUUUAAGAGUUGUCUCCGAAGAGUAUUUUGCAUAGUCGCUUUUUUCUUCUUCUAAGAUAAUGUGAAGCGAAAGACGACGUUGUCCGUUCCGCGUUAGCUGAAGCGAAAAACCCGAUACCUCAAGAUCUUAAAGCCCAACCAGCGAGAGCUCCUCCUUGGUUGGAUUUUAAAGAUACUGAAAUCAUGAGCCGCCUUCUGAUUGGCUGGAACUGUUCUGAAACGCACGGCGCUGAUCUCCUGGGACCAACCUAAUUCGCCCCUCUCUGAAAAAAAAAAAAAAGAGAGGCAAUGGGGUUUUGCACCGUUUAUUUUUUAA